Rosa chinensis is the source of this 3125-nucleotide messenger RNA. RefSeq names its product probable glucan 1,3-alpha-glucosidase. The record is from RefSeq and is a predicted model, not a curated record. Gene Ontology annotation, biological process: N-glycan processing; carbohydrate metabolic process. Lineage: Eukaryota; Viridiplantae; Streptophyta; Magnoliopsida; Rosales; Rosaceae. Gene Ontology annotation, molecular function: carbohydrate binding; alpha-glucosidase activity.
ACUAGUGGAACAAACACUCUGGAGGUCUUGUUCUUCCUCUCUCUCUCAUUUCCUUACUAUGACCUCAAAUCCAUGAAGAAGACCCAGACGAUGAACAACCUCACUCUUCUCCUUCUCCUCCUCCUCCUCACCUGUCACCUCUCCCCAGUUCUCUCAUGGAAAAAAGACGAGUUCCGAAACUGUAACCAAACCCCAUUCUGCAAACGUGCUCGAGCCCGCAACCCUGGCUCGUCCUCCCUCACAGCCCAAGACGCCGCCAUCUCCGACGGCGAGCUCACCGCCAAGCUCGUCCCUAAGAGAAUCGAACAAGAAGAAACAACCCCCGAUCAAAUCAAGCCCUUGCUUCUCACUCUCUCUGCUUACCAAGACGGGAUCUUGCGCCUCAGGAUCGACGAGCUCGAUCCGCCCCGCAAGCGCUUCGAGGUCCCCGACGUCGUUUUGCCGGAGUUCGAGAGCAAGAAGCUCUGGCUGCAGAGGCUUUCGACCGAGACGAUCGACGGCGACGCGGCUCCGUCGUCGGUCGUGUUCUUAUCCGACGGCUACGACGCGGUGCUGCGGCACGAUCCGUUCGAGGUUUACGUCCGCGAGAAGAGGGGUAAUCGUGUAAUUUCCGUGAAUUCCAAUGGCCUAUUUGAUUUUGAGCAGCUGAAAGAGAAGAAGGGAGAGGGUGAGGAUUGGGAAGAGAGGUUUAGAGGGCACACGGAUAAGAGGCCCUACGGCCCUCAGUCCAUUAGUUUUGAUGUGUCCUUUUAUGGGGCUGAUCAUGUUUACGGGAUCCCUGAGCGUGCUUCAAGCUUGGCUUUGAAGCCCACUAGAGGUCCCGGGGUUGAGGAAUCUGAACCCUAUAGACUGUUUAACUUGGACGUGUUUGAGUAUAUUCAUGAUUCCCCAUUCGGGCUUUACGGCUCUAUUCCAUUCAUGAUUUCCCACGGUAAGGCCCGAGGGACGUCCGGGUUCUUUUGGUUGAAUGCUGCUGAAAUGCAGAUUGAUGUUCUUGGAAGCGGGUGGGAUGCCGAGGCAGGCAUUGCUCUCCCUUCGUCGCAGAGUAGGAUUGACACGUUUUGGAUGAGUGAGGCCGGUAUUGUGGAUGCUUUUUUUUUCGUGGGACCGGGACCAAAGGAUGUAGCACGUCAGUAUGCGAGUGUGACUGGCACGCCCGCAAUGCCGCAGCUUUUUGCGGUGGCGUAUCACCAAUGUAGGUGGAAUUAUAGAGACGAGGAGGAUGUGGAGCAAGUUGAUUCUAAGUUUGAUGAGCAUGAUAUUCCGUAUGAUGUUUUGUGGCUUGAUAUUGAGCACACAGACGGGAAGAGAUAUUUUACAUGGGAUAGGAUGCUUUUCCCGCACCCGGAGGAGAUGCAGAGGAAGUUGGCUGCUAAGGGUAGGCACAUGGUUACUAUUGUGGACCCUCAUAUUAAGCGAGAUGACUCGUACUUUUUGCACAGGGAGGCCACAGAAAAAGGCUAUUAUGUUAAGGAUGCCAAUGGGAAUGAUUACGAUGGGUGGUGCUGGUCUGGUUCGUCAUCAUAUUUGGAUAUGUUGAGGCCAGAGGUUAGGUCCUGGUGGGCUACAAAGUUCUCUACUGAAAAUUAUGUUGGUUCAACUCCCUCCUUGUACAUCUGGAAUGACAUGAAUGAGCCUUCUGUCUUCAAUGGUCCUGAGGUCACAAUGCCUAGAGAUGCUGUACAUCUAGGAGAUGUAGAACACCGGGAGUUACAUAACGCCUAUGGUUACUACUUUCACAUGGCUACAGCAGAUGGGCUUGUUCAGCGAGGUGAUGGAAGGGAUAGGCCAUUUGUUUUAUCGAGAGCAGUAUUUGCUGGAAGUCAAAGGCAUGGAGCAGUAUGGACAGGAGACAAUACAGCUGAAUGGGAUCACCUCAGGGUUUCAGUUCCGAUGAUUUUGACUCUUGGUCUUACUGGGAUAUCAUUCUCUGGUGCUGAUGUGGGUGGGUAUUUUGGCAAUCCGGAACCUGAGUUGUGGGUUCGUUGGUAUCAAUUAGGAGCCUACUAUCCUUUCUUUAGAGGUCAUGCUCACCAUGACACCAAAAGACGAGAACCAUGGUUAUUUGGAGAAAAAAAUACUGAACGUAUAAGGGAGGCUAUACACAUCCGUUACAUGUUGCUUCCAUACUUUUACACAUUAUUCAGAGAGGCAAACACCAGUGGAUUUCCAGUUGCUCGUCCAUUGUGGAUGGAGUUUCCUUCCGAGGAGGCUACUUUCACAAAUGAUGAGGCUCUCAUGAUUGGAAACAGUCUUUUGGUACAAGGGAUCUAUACAGAGCAUGCAAAACAUGCUUCUGUUUAUUUGCCUGGGAAAGAAUCAUGGUAUGAUGUGAAAACUGGAGCAGCUUACAAGGGAGGUAAGACCCAUAAGCUGGAUGUUAAUGAAGAGGGUGUUCCUGCUUUCCAGAGGGCUGGGACUAUCAUACCAAGGAAAGACCGCUUUCGUCGGAGUUCCACCCAGAUGGUGAACGAUCCAUACACUCUGGUGAUAGCACUGAAUAGUUCACAGGCAGCUGCAGGUGAACUCUAUGUGGAUGAUGGAAAAAGCUUCGAGUUUCAGCAAGGAUCCUAUAUCCAUCGUCGCUUUGUUUUCGCAGAUGGGAAGCUUACAUCUCUUAAUCUGGCACCUGCACAAACCCAAUUUUCUUCAGAAUGUGUUAUUGAGAGGAUUAUUCUGCAAGGCCUGUCUACGAGGCAAAAGAGUGCGCUAAUUGAACCGGCAAAUCAAAAGGCUGAGAUUGAACAGGGCCCACUUCUCCUUUAUUCAAGGCAGGGACCAUCAGUGUUAACGGUUCGUAAGCCUAAUGUUCGGAUAGCAGAUGAUUGGGUCAUAAAAAUAUUUUAGAAACUUACAGUUCUCGCACGCUAAUCUCAGGCCGAUUUUGGGGUUGAACAUCUCUAAUAUUUAUUAGAUUGUUGUAAAUAUUAUAUAUAUGUGGCUGUCUACCGUAAAUACUCAUUAGCUCAUUAGUUAUUGUCCUUAUGAUUUAUUAGAUAGUUGUAAAUAUUAUUUAUAUGUGGCUGUCCACUGUAAAUAAUUAUUAGUUAUGUCAUUAUGAUGUAAGCACUAUUCCUAUAUAAAAAGUUUAAUGAGAAUGAAACACACGUUUCUAUCUCUACCUA